AUGGAGAAGUACAGAAGAAUAAGGAAGAUUGGGAAAGGAAAUUUUGGAGAUGUUUGGUUGGUGGAGGACAAUAAAGGAAGAUAAUAUGCUAUGAAAAGAAUAGAUUUAGUCUUUGAUACUGUGGAUCCUCAAAACGAAGUCAGCAUAAUGAAAGUUCUUAAGCAUCCUAACAUAAUAAAGUUUUAUGAUUCCUUCGAGCAUAAUGACAAAUUGUGCAUAAUCAUGGAAUAUGCCAAAAAUUGUAAGACUCUCCACUAUAUCUAAGCUGAUCUCUCAAUCUACAUAAAAACUAAACAGCCAGACAUCCUGAACUAUUUUACCUAAUUGUGUUUGGGAGUCUAAUAUUUGCAUUAACAAAAAAUAGUACAUAGGGACAUUAAAUUGAGGAAUGUUUUUAUUACUGAUGAUGGAAUUAUUAAAUUGGGUGAUUUCAGUAUCUCCAAAAAAUUGAUCGAUCUAUCGACCAAUACAACUUUAGGAACUCCAUAUUAUUUAUCUCCUGAAAUCUGCCAAUCCAAACACUACAAUUCCAAAACCGACAUCUGGAAUUUAGGCUGCUUCUUAUACGAAUUGUGCACCCAACAAAAGCCAUUUCAAGGAGAAUCCCUCCCUGCAAUCCUCAACUCCAUCAUAAAUGGCCAAACUCCUCAAUUAGGCGAGGCUUUCCCCAAGUUCUAUCAAGAUAUCCUCAACAUUACUUUACAGAAAGAUCCAGAACUUCGACCAGAUAUAGAUCAAAUACUCAAUAUCCCUUAAAUUAAGGAUGAACAAAUCAAAUUGUAAACACUUUAUAAAAGUAAAGGACUAUUAAAUAAAAGGAUAUGUCCUAUUGAAUGUCCAGGCUUUGAUGAAAAAUAAGAAUUCAAAUAAGACAAACAAUCAACUAACAAAGAUAUGUCAAAUAUACUUAAAUAAUCCAUUACUCCUUAAUAUAGAUAAACUUAAUUGGGACUGUAAAAUAUCUUCUCGGAAUGUGUGUCACCCAAUAACAAUUACUGCUAAAUUCAGAAAAAGCCUUACAAAAAGAUUAUGACCAUUAAUACUCAAUUGGAUGAAAAAGUCGAAUAGGAAAUCACACAAAAGAAACCCUCCUUUGCCAAAUUGCUCUUCAAUCCCAAAACUCCUACAUCUCCAAAUAGAAAUAUACUAUUGGCAGACUUUUUGAAAAAUAAGUUAGGAUAGGAAGUAUUUUAAAGAAUGAAAGAUCUGUUGGAAAACAGCAAAGAUCCAAUAUAACUAUUAGAGAAUAGGGAUAAAAUGAUGCAAAUUUUGGGCGAAUAGAAUUUGGAUUGUAUCAAAAUUUUUAAAAUAAUUAUAAGUAACAGCAUUACUCCUCCGAGCAGUCACUUUAGAACGAUGAGUGCUUCAUAUUAAUUUGUUACUUAGAGGAUUAAAACAGUUAAUAACCAUGAUAAUAAUAUUCCAACGUCUGCAUGGGAUGAAUAAUUUUGA
Paramecium tetraurelia is the source of this 1452-nucleotide messenger RNA. RefSeq lists its product as uncharacterized. Gene Ontology annotation, biological process: protein phosphorylation. Gene Ontology annotation, molecular function: protein kinase activity; ATP binding. The record is from RefSeq and is a predicted model, not a curated record. Lineage: Eukaryota; Ciliophora; Oligohymenophorea; Peniculida; Parameciidae. The transcript is spliced from 5 exons.